Lactuca sativa (garden lettuce) is the source of this 789-nucleotide messenger RNA. RefSeq names its product F-box/LRR-repeat protein At4g29420. NCBI's taxonomy places the organism in Eukaryota, Viridiplantae, Streptophyta, Magnoliopsida, Asterales, Asteraceae. The record is from RefSeq and is a predicted model, not a curated record.
AUGGCGAGUAAGACUUUCAAUUCUGCAUUUCCAGGCCUUAAAUUUAUAAACCUGCAAUGGCGAUUGAAAUGGUACCUGGAAUCAAGGUCCAGAGUUUUGAGUUCUUCAAGUUCUUCCCAAUUUACUCCCUCUCUCAAGAGAGUUUUUCUAAAUCUUGUAUCAAACUUAAGUGCACUGGAAUCUGUGUGUAUUGGUGUCGAGAAUCCACCCCCAGAUGUGUUGAACGCUGACGUUGAAGAUGAUGGCGAUGAUCUGCACAUCACCGAUGAGGGCUUCGUUAAGGAGUGGCUCCCUAGGGUUUCUGGAGCUUUGAAAUUGCUUUCACUAUCAGAUUUUUGGGUUCAGUCGAGUACGCGUCGAUCAGAAGUUUUGUCACUGAUCUCUGCGCACUGUCAAAAUCUUAUUGAAUUAGAGCUGAAGAACGCAUGGCUAUCAGGACAAAACAUGAGCGCCAUGCCAAUGCUAACAAGUUUAACACUUGAACUCAUAAGAUUAGAUGACAAAAAUCUAACCGAUUUUAAUGCGAGUUUCCCAAAUCUUCAAGUUCUUAACUUGAUAGAUGUUAGAGGUCUCAAAAUGCCGAUGAUCCACCUCCUCAACUUGAAAACCUGCCAUUGGAUUGUAACAGAUUCACCAUCAUAUAUAUGUAUAAUCACACCGAAUCUCAUCACACUCAGACUCGAGUGUAGAAGUCCCGCUGCUCUUUAUAUUGAAGCUCCUUUGUGCUACAACUUGCAUCUUGCAGUUGAUCACUUGAACGCGUUUGCAGUCAAAAAUUUGAGAAUUUGA